Messenger RNA from Vicia faba (fava bean), 1818 nucleotides. The record is from the annotation of a GenBank genome assembly. Lineage: Eukaryota; Viridiplantae; Streptophyta; Magnoliopsida; Fabales; Fabaceae.
AUGCGCAUGCGGUGGUUCCUCUCAAACCCUAUCAAAACCCUUCCGAAUAUCAACAACCUCCGUUCAAUCUCAUUUCGAACUUUCGUUCCUCACUCGCUCUCUUUCCGUUCAAGAUCGUUGUUUACAAUCCAAAUCCCAAUGGCAGCUAUCCAUAACCUUAGCGAAAUUGGACUUGCGAAGCGUUUCUGGAUCAAGUUCAACCGUGAAUCAAUCUUUGCUCUGUUCACUCCUUUUGUCAUCUCUUUAGCCUCCGGUAACCUCAAGACCGAUUCCUUCCGUCAUUACAUCGCACAAGAUGUUCAUUUUCUUCGUUCUUUUGCUAAAGCGUAUGAGUUGGCGCAAGAGUGUGCUGACGAUGAUGAUGAUAAGCUUGGACUUUCUCAGUUGAGGAAGGAAGUCUUAGAGGAGCUGAAGUUGCACGACUCUCUGGUAAAGGAAUGGGGACUGGACCUUGCCAAAGAGCAUGGUAUUAGCUCUGCAACAGUUAAGUAUACAGAUUUCCUGUUGGCUACUGCCUCUGGAAAGAUCGAAGGAUUGAAAAGUUCUGGGAAACUUGCAACACCAUUUGAGAAAACCAAAAUUGCUGCUUAUACUUUAGGUGCCAUGAGUCCUUGCAUGAGGCUUUAUGCCUUUCUUGGUGAAAAGAUCAAGGAACUUCCACACUCCAACGAAAGUACUCACCCAUAUAGCAAAUGGAUUGACAAUUAUUCCUCUGAUGGUUUCCAGGCAUCUGCUUUGCAAACCGAAGAUUUGCUUGACAAACUAAGUAUCUCUUUGACUGGUGAAGAACUCGACGUCAUUGAAAAGCUUUAUUAUCAGGCAAUGAAGCUUGAAAUAGACUUCUUCACUGCUCAACCACUCUUUCAGCCAACUAUAGUCCCAUUGACUAAAGGACAUAACCCUGAAGAAGACCAUCUCAUGAUUUUUUCCGAUUUUGAUUUAACAUGCACCGUUGUUGAUUCAUCUGCCAUUUUGGCAGAAAUUGCUAUAGUGACAGCUCCAAAAUCUGACAAUCAGCCGGAAGAUCAAACAGCUCGAAUGUUGUCUUCUGACCUCAGAAAUACAUGGGGUUUACUAUCCAAACAGUAUACAGAAGAGUAUGAGCAAUGUAUCGAAAGCAUUAUGCCAACUGAUAGAUUGGAAAAUUUUGAUUAUAAAGGACUGUCUACGGCACUUGAGCAACUCUCAAAAUUUGAGAACUCGGCAAAUAAUAGGGUUAUCGAGUCACGGGUUCUCAAGGGUAUAAAUAUAGAAGAUAUAAAGCGUGCUGGAGAGCGUUUGAUCCUACAAGAUGGUUGCACUGACUUUUUUAAGAAAGUUGUUAAGAAUGAAAAUUUGAAUGCCAAUGUGCAUGUUCUUUCAUACUGCUGGUGCGGUGACCUCAUUAGGUCUGCUUUCUCUGCAGCUGAUUUAAAUGAGAUGGAUGUUCAUGCUAAUGAGUUCUGUUAUGAGGGUUCUGUUUCCACCGGAGAUAUUGUUAAGAAAGUGGAGUCUCCCAUUGACAAGGUCCAAGCUUUUCGUAAUAUAUUGAAAAGUUGCAACAGUGACAAGAAGAAAUUUACCAUUUACAUUGGAGAUUCGGUGGGUGAUCUACUUAGUCUACUUGAAGCAGAUGUAGGAAUUGUGGUUGGUUCAAGCUCAAGCCUUAGGACAAUAGGGACACAGUUUGGUGUUUCAUUUGUCCCGUUGUUUUCUGGCUUGGUUAAGAAACAGAAAGAAUAUAAUGAAGGAAGCUCCUCCAAUUGGAAGGGUUUAUCUGGCAUUCUUUACACAGUCUCUAGUUGGGCUGAAGUGCAUGCUUUUAUUUUGGGUUGCUAG